UUUUUGUGUUAAAUCCACAAAACAAAUGCCGCAAACAAAUACAGUGUUUUGUCUUUUUAUUGAAAACGUGAAAAGGCUGAACCUCGGUAACCCCUCGUGGUCAAUAGAAAGGAAUAUAAUGAGUGGCCAGGAAGUUAGCGGCCAGGACAAGUCAAAAGCACCGCCUGAGGCUCCAAAUUGCAUGGAAGACUCUCCGAGUGUAUUGAAACACUCUUUGAAUUCAAGUGAGACCAGCCAGGUUAUUAAAAGUAAUUCUUCUUCCAAACUUACUUCUAAUGCUCAUCAGCAAGCCGAAGACUACUUAAGAAAACGCAAAAUUUAUGAGCUGACAAACUUUUUAAUCUCCCAUUUAUUGGUUGAUGAGCCUGAUGACCCUAUUGAGUAUCUUGGAGAUCUGCUUGAGAAAUGUAUGUUCUUCAAACAUGGUCUUGGAAAUCCACCGCUUAUUUUCACUGACAGGCACAUCAAUGGUAUUUUUUCAAGCUUUGAUCAAGGCCAAUCAGAUGCAAUUACUCUGGAUCAAUAUAGAGAAGCAAUGAAGCUACUUGGGAUAUCUCAGUAUGAUGAAAACCCACCUGAAUGCACUCCAGGUUACAUAAACAAAGAAACCUUCUCUACAGAAGCAAUUAAAGCGGUUAUAUGGGCAUCAUGUAAUAUAAUAAUACAUUAAUUAAGUUCUAUUCUUCAUCAACAUAAGUAUGAAGUACCUUCAAUUCUUGGCAGCCCCUUUGUAGGUUUGUUUUAUCAGUGAAGCUCAUCCUGGGAAUCAAACUGGCCACACGAUUCAGACGAUGUGAUAUUGACUGUAGCGAGAAAUGCUAAUUGAUUCAAUCAUUUCGCUUGGUUUCAGCAGCAAUCCGAGGUCAUUCUCAAGCAUUUUCAAUCUCAGAAGUUAUAUCGUUAUAUCUGUAGAAAUUUUGUAUUUAUU
Molecule: messenger RNA, 928 nt
Organism: Chelonus insularis
Lineage: Eukaryota; Metazoa; Arthropoda; Insecta; Hymenoptera; Braconidae
Exons: 4
Coding region: 26-670 (214 amino acids)
Molecular function (GO): calcium ion binding
Source: RefSeq, a predicted model, not a curated record